CACGGCGAGCCAUGUGGUGUCUUCUAUCCACCUGGGUAUUCCUGGACCACGCAGCAGCAGAGCCGUGGCUCCGGGAACGCCUCUGUUUGCACAAGUUCUCCUUGUCUUCAGCUUUAUUUGCAUGAAAGUUACACUACAAAUUUGACACCGGCAGCUUUCAGGAACUAAAGGACAAUCACUUGGCUCCCUGUGACAAGCAGGACUUGUCCUCCGGAGCAGACACAGGUGUGGGGUGUAUAAACAAAGGAAACCAUUGAGCUCUCGGAUUGUCCAUCCCUGGAGGGAGGCUGCGGAGACAGAGCUGCUUCCAAGCUGGAGGUAGAAGAACACAAGGCAGAUGGUCUGUAGGAGAAGAUGUAUGCCCUACUAAUGGAGAAACACUGUUAAAGGUGCACCUGCUGCACAGUGAGAGAAAGGAAGAGAGAGAGCCCGGGCCGGUUUGGUUUCUGAACGCUUCUCACGGGAAGAUACCAUGAUGGAUGGAGCAGAUGAGAAGGCGAUGGAAGAAGACACCAGUCUAGAGGGGGAGGACUUUCUAUCCUGCCUUACAGAUGAAGAAAGGGAGUGUCUGCAGUAUUUAUUAGAAACCAUUGAUUCAUUGGACCAGGAUGAGGAUGAAAAUGCAAAUGGCGACCACGAUACCGGCGAGCACUUGACAAAUUCUACGGCAGGCCUUCAAGAUCGAAAUACAAAGUUGAAAAGUUUGAGUGAAAGCGUCAAGCUGUCAGAGAAAGCAGAAGCUGGCCACACACCAUCCAGGAUGAAGAUCGUGAAAUCUUAUUCUGAAGACUGCCCAGGAUUCUCCAUUACUGUUUCUCCAGACACUGGGCAAAGGUCAACCAGCUCUCACCCGUGCCAUCUUCGGAAGUUUGACACCAUAAUGAGGUCGGGAGUGAACGUCCAAGAGCUAAGAGCUCGAUUUGUCCGCCAGCCAGGCAAUUCUUCUUUAGAAGAGACCUUCAAAGAAACAUCACUGUCUUCUAAACUACUACCACAGGCAGCUCGUAGUCAUGUAUCUGCUAGGCAGGAGGCUUUGCAAAAAUUGGGUUUGUUGAAAGUGAACCAAAGCAAUUCAGACAUAGGUCGAAACUCCCCAGAAGACCAGCAUGGCAUGGACCAACAUCCACCUAGAAACAACUUUGAGUUAAACCAAAACGAUAUCAAACCAGGAGAGAACAUUCCACAAUCUGUUGAGAGAAAACCAGUUGGUUUCGACAAAAUCUGGCCAACUUAACCUUUCCAAUGGUCGAGUUAUCUUUAAGUUGAAGAUUUUAUAUCUUUGCUAUGCCAUAUAUUGUACAGAGGAGCUCAUAAACAAGGAGGCAGGUUUUAGCACCAAUUAACUGUAUCUGUUUGCGUCAUUGUAUGGGCGGU
Molecule: messenger RNA, 1374 nt
Organism: Nanorana parkeri
Lineage: Eukaryota; Metazoa; Chordata; Amphibia; Anura; Dicroglossidae
Exons: 4
Coding region: 473-1234 (253 amino acids)
Source: RefSeq, a predicted model, not a curated record